Equus caballus (horse) is the source of this 3727-nucleotide messenger RNA. It is a transcript of the gene KCNK3, whose product is annotated as potassium two pore domain channel subfamily K member 3. Gene Ontology annotation, molecular function: potassium ion leak channel activity; open rectifier potassium channel activity; outward rectifier potassium channel activity. Gene Ontology annotation, cellular component: plasma membrane. The record is from RefSeq and is a predicted model, not a curated record. Gene Ontology annotation, biological process: stabilization of membrane potential; potassium ion transmembrane transport. NCBI's taxonomy places the organism in Eukaryota, Metazoa, Chordata, Mammalia, Perissodactyla, Equidae.
AUUGGAGGCGGCGGCCCCGGGGCGCGGAGCGAGAGCCCGGCGCGGGGAGCAGCGAGCGCAGCCAUGCCCCAGGCCGCCUCCGGGGCAGCAGCAGCGGCGGCCGGGGCCGGGGCGCUGGCCGGGGGCGCCGGGGGGCCGGCGGCGGCCCGGGCGGGACGAUGAAGCGGCAGAACGUGCGCACGCUGGCGCUCAUCGUGUGCACCUUCACCUACCUGCUGGUGGGCGCCGCGGUCUUCGACGCGCUGGAGUCGGAGCCCGAGAUGAUCGAGCGGCAGCGGCUGGAGCUGCGGCAGCAGGAGCUGCGGGCGCGCUACAACCUCAGCCAAGGCGGCUACGAGGAGCUCGAGCGCGUCGUGCUGCGCCUCAAGCCACACAAGGCCGGCGUGCAGUGGCGCUUCGCCGGCUCUUUCUACUUCGCCAUCACCGUCAUCACCACCAUCGGCUAUGGCCACGCAGCUCCCAGCACGGAUGGCGGCAAGGUGUUCUGCAUGUUCUACGCGCUGCUGGGCAUCCCGCUCACGCUCGUCAUGUUCCAGAGCCUGGGCGAGCGCAUCAACACCUUCGUGAAGUACCUGCUGCACCGCGCCAAGAGGGGGCUGGGCAUGCGGCGCGCCGACGUGUCCAUGGCCAACAUGGUGCUCAUCGGCUUCUUCUCGUGCAUCAGCACGCUGUGCAUCGGCGCCGCCGCCUUCUCCUACUACGAGCACUGGACCUUCUUCCAGGCCUACUACUACUGCUUCAUCACGCUCACCACCAUCGGCUUCGGCGACUACGUGGCGCUGCAGAAGGACCAGGCGCUGCAAACGCAGCCGCAGUACGUGGCCUUCAGCUUCGUCUACAUCCUCACCGGCCUCACGGUCAUCGGCGCCUUCCUCAACCUCGUGGUGCUGCGCUUCAUGACCAUGAACGCCGAGGACGAGAAGCGCGACGCCGAGCACCGCGCGCUGCUCACGCGCAACGGGCAGGCGGGCGGGGCCUGCGGCGGCGGCGGCGGGGGUGGCGCGGGCGGCAGCGCGCACACCACGGACACCGCCUCGUCCACGGUGGCGGCCGGCGGCGGCGGCGGCGGCUUCCGCAACGUGUAUGCCGAGGUGCUGCACUUCCAGUCCAUGUGCUCGUGCCUCUGGUACAAGAGCCGCGAGAAGCUGCAGUACUCCAUCCCCAUGAUCAUCCCGCGGGACCUCUCCACGUCCGACACAUGCGUGGAGCAGAGCCACUCGUCGCCGGGAGGGGGCGGCCGCUACAGCGACACGCCCUCGCACCGCUGCCUGUGCAGCGGGGCGCAGCGCUCCGCCAUCAGCUCGGUGUCCACGGGCCUGCACAGCCUGUCCACCUUCCGCGGCCUCAUGAAGCGCAGGAGCUCCGUAUGAAGGCCCCGCGGGGCCUGGAGCACCUGGGAGCGCGGGCCGGGGGCUCCUGCCGGGAGGAGCAGCUGGGUCGGGGAGGGAGCCGCCCCAGCCGCCUUCGGCCCGUGGGGCGCCCCCCACACCCCUCACCACCCUCUCCCAACCCCCAGCUCCGACUGUGCCUGCUCGCACCAGCCGGCAGGAGCCUGGGCUCUGAGGACCCCUGGAGCCCCCAUCUGCGCCCUGCAAAUUCCGAGAAAUGUGAAACUUGGGGGGUCGGAGGGAGGGAAGGCAGAAGCUGGGAGCCUCCCAUUUCUUUGGAAAUCUAAGGAGCUCCUCAGUCCUCAGAGGCCGUGCUGGUACCCAGACCACCCCCCCUCCUCCAUCCCGAGGGGACUUCGUGUUCCGUGUACGUUUGCAUCUCUAUUUAUACCUCUGUCCUGCCAGGUCUCCCACCUUCCCUUGGCUCCAAAAGCCAGGGUGUCUUUGUCCACGUUACCCACACUCAGUCCACUCCCCUUCCUCAUCCCCGGGUGUCUCCCAACCUCCCACUACCUUCUGUGUUGUUUUGCAUGGCUUUGCAGUUAUGAAGAAAGUGGAAACCCAGCAGUCCCUAAAGCUAGUCCCCAGAGGGCAGGCAGUCAGAAGCCAGGACAGGCGGCAGGAGGUGCAGAGAGUCAGGGGGAGGCCGAGCCUCCAGUCUGCAGGAUGGACCUGCCAGCAGUGAGAGCUGGCUGCCCUCCAGUUGCGUUCUCACAGGGGGCAGGGGGCGUCCAGCUGUUCAGGCACUGCCCUUGGAAUCAAACAGAAAACUUCAUACUUGCCGUCCUCAGCCACUGCUGAUGAUGGCCAACUCCUCACUCUGCAGGAGUUUCAGCCUCUGGAAACUCUGUCCUGACUACUCGUUCAUUUGAUUUUCACAGCGCUCCAGCUAGGUCACCAGGGCCAGAGUUCUCAUGCCCAUUUUACAGAUGACACUGAGAUCCAGGCGGGUGAAGUGACUUGCCCAGGGUGACACAGAUAGUAAAGGCAAAGGGAAACAAGAACCUGGGCUGCUCAUUCCUAGCCUGAUUGCUCUUUCUCUCCAACUCCUCUGCCUGCUCUUGAAAGCAGAGCUUCUGCCGGCGCAGCCUGGCGUCUUGGAGCAGCUGGGGCUUGAAGCAGAACCGGAGCCCAGGACUGAGGCAGCGCUGGGGCUCAGCUUCUGUUCCGCUCAGCUACGAGGCAGGGUCUGGAUGGGCCCCUGAGGCAAGGCAGGAUCCCUCAGUCUCUGGACUGCCUGCUUACAGACAGGGGUGUCCUUGGACCAAAGUAAACAGGGCUGGGCCUCACGAGGAAAAGGCCAGGAUGUGGGGCUCUAGAAGAUUGGGAAUUAGGCAGAGGGGCCUAGAGAGUUGGCAGGCAUAUCCUACUAGGACACUGUCCCUGGCCCCACGGCCAGUGUUGGUGCCUGUGUUCCAGGUAGCUAGAGACAAGCUAAGGCUGCAGCAAGCAACACCCCUCCCAGGUGAGGGGCUUGGACCUGGUGUGCCCACUGCCUGUCCCACCUGCAACCCAGAAGCCCAGAUGGACAGCAGCAGAGGGAGGUGAGGCCCUAGGCUUCACUGUGGGGACCCACAGCUGGAGCUGGUACCGUAACUCAGGACAGCAUCAAGGGGUAGGUGAGGGGGCUUUCCUCCCUCACCGUGCUGUUCCCAUGCCAGCUCCCUAACACUGCUGAGCAAGGCCAGCCCUGGCAUUCAGGGAAGCUGCAGUAGGGGGUCCACGGGCUGAUCAGCCUCAGCCCCACCCCAGCCGUAGGCUCUGGCCUCUGAGAACCUUUGGGAGGGAAGAAGUCUGGCCUGGUCUGUGUGUGAGUCCUGUCUCCAUGUGGAGGAGCUGGCUGCCCACGUGCCAAGGAGAGCAGGGCCCAGGACCCAGGGGUGCCCUCUGUGUUUAUGUUGGGGUGAGGGGCAGUGCUGGCUGCGUCUGUCCUGUGUGUGACCCUGCCCUCGAGGGGUCUUGUCCUGUCAGUCCCGAGGGAGCCACAACCAAAGUUGCAGGGAGCUGGUGGGGAAGGAGGUGAAUGGCCCUCGGCAGAGCGUGGCCGACUGCUCGGUCUCCAGCCGGGCCUUUCCUAGGGAACUGGAAGGCCAGUGUUGCUUCCCCUCACCCCCUCCCACUGCGGGCAGCCUUUCUGCUUCCCCAAUGCCUUAUGCCUGGGCACACUGCCACAGAAUAUGCAAUACGUGUGGGUGACAUGCCCCCACGCCCACACCCUCACCCCGGGCAGCUCCUGGACCCCAAAGGCUGCGGCUGCCACAGCCUCCCUUCAGCCCCUCCUGCCUAUCUGUCUUCACACUGAGAAUGGCGCCUAAUAAAUGCUGUCUAUGGAGACCAGG